UCUCCAUUUUCUGCCAAAAAAAUCCGGUUUUUCAAGGAGUGGGAACAUCUUCGGCUAUCAAUUUCAAUAUAAAAAGGACGAUUUUUCAAUGAUGAAACCACAUUCAGUUCAUCUAUUGAUAGACAAUCCAACCAAAAACUAUCAACAUGCAAAUCAUCAUCGUAGUUUGCGCUCUCGUAGCUGUAGCUAUCGCUGCCCCACCAGCUUCUUCAGACGCCCAAGCUACCGUCUUGAAAAACGAGUUGGACAACAUUGGAGUCGAAGGCUACAACUACGGAUACGAAACCAGCAACGGAAUCGCAGCUCAAGCAGAAGGUCACCUAGUCAACGCCGGCGCUGAAAACGAAGCUGUAGCUGUUCGUGGUUCUUUCCAAUACACCGCACCAGAUGGCGUUCUCUACACUGUCACUUAUGUAGCUGACGAAAAUGGUUUCCAACCUCAAGGCGCUCAUUUGCCCGUCGCUCCUACUCCUCAAUAAUUCUGAUGAUUGUUCUGUUUUUAGUUUAGUUUAAUAAAAUCUGUAAAUCGAAA
Ceutorhynchus assimilis (cabbage seed weevil) is the source of this 532-nucleotide messenger RNA. Lineage: Eukaryota; Metazoa; Arthropoda; Insecta; Coleoptera; Curculionidae. The record is from the annotation of a GenBank genome assembly.